Aspergillus puulaauensis is the source of this 1200-nucleotide messenger RNA. RefSeq lists its product as uncharacterized. The transcript is spliced from 5 exons. NCBI's taxonomy places the organism in Eukaryota, Fungi, Ascomycota, Eurotiomycetes, Eurotiales, Aspergillaceae. The record is from RefSeq and is a predicted model, not a curated record. Bases 1 to 1200 code for a protein of 399 amino acids.
AUGGGAGCCGCGAUGAUGGAGCGAGAUGCAGAUGGCGGCAGUGGAGGCACUGCCCAGAUGACCAUAGUCGUGCGUGCCAUCGUCUUGGUGCUGGCCAUCUUGACGACGCUCAUCUGCGCCCUUCGUUUAUAUCUUCGAAAAUUUGUUCUGUGCAGCUUUGGGCUGGAUGACUGGAUGGUAGUAUUUGCCCUGGUUGCCGUAAAUGCUUUCUCUGCUAUGGCAUUCACGAUAACUUACUUCGGUCUUGGAGCCGACACAGUCGAUGUAUCCCCAGAAGAUCUUGUAGUGUGGUUCAAGAUUCAAUUUGGCACAGAAUGUUGCUACCUCAUCGUCGGGGCGCUUGUGAAAUUUAGCAUUACUAUUUUCAUCCUGCGUCUCUUCCCUAACAAGUCUAUCCGCAUUGCCGGGAUAUCAAUCAUGGCCUUCAUCGCAGUGUUUACAAUCGCCAUGACCUUUGCAUUGGCUUUUCAAUGCCAACCAGUCAACGCUGGAUAUGACAAGAGCAUCACAGAUGCCAAAUGCUGGACACCGCAUAUACACUACGCCGUUCUCAUGACACAGGGAGUCAUCAUGUUCCUCCUGGAUGUGUUAAUCCUUUCCCUGCCUAUUCGUCCUGUCUGGAAACUCCAGAUGCCAGUGAAAAAACGCCUUAUGAUUCUCGGCUUGUUUGCUAUUGGAUUCCUUGCAUGCAUAGCAGCCCUCGUCCGCUUCAGCACUCUCUCCUACACCCAAGACUCAACAAACUUCACCAAAUCGGCCUCAUCGUCCCUAAUCUGGAUGGUCGUCGAAUUCAACCUGGGCCUAAUGUCCGGCUCGCUCUCGUCGCUCCGCAAACUGUUCAAGUCCGGCCCGCUACACAUAAGCUCCUCCCCGUAUCCCUACAACGGCACAGGAACAGGCACAGGUGCCUCAUCUACACGAGACCCCUCGCGAUCCGCUGCAGCGACGGAUCUGAAGAGAUUCUCCUCGCGACAGCCCUGGAAGGGCAUUCGGAAGGAUACGGAGAUCACGCGUGUUUUUGAGACGAAUACUAGCCAGGAAAGGAUUACGCCGAUUUAUGGGCAGGGGGAGCUUAUGACUACGAGUAAUGCUUAUGCGGAGGCAGAGAGGGAGAGGAAGAAGGAACGGGAACGGGAACGGGAGACGGAGAAUAGGAAGAGGGGGAAAGGGUAUGAGGAGUUUGAUAUGGAGUUGUCCUAA